This is a messenger RNA of Nanorana parkeri, 1161 nucleotides long. It is a transcript of the gene NXPH1, whose product is annotated as neurexophilin 1. Gene Ontology annotation, molecular function: signaling receptor binding. NCBI's taxonomy places the organism in Eukaryota, Metazoa, Chordata, Amphibia, Anura, Dicroglossidae. The coding region runs from base 211 to 1026 and encodes 271 amino acids. The transcript has 2 exons. The record is from RefSeq and is a predicted model, not a curated record.
GCCCCCCUUGUCCACUCGUGCUGCCUCUCCCGUUGUCUAGCAGUCUAAACCUUGCCUGUGUGGUCAUGGGUUGUACAAUGUCCUUCUUAUCCAGGCUGCCCAGAGCUGUGAAGGUUUUGUGAAGUGGAUGUCAGCUGGUGGAUUUAUGUUCCUGGAGGAAUAUUAGACACCCAAGGCAGGAGAAUCGGGGAGGAAGUCCCAUCCAGGAGGAUGCAUGCUGUAUACUGUGUGUCAGCGCUACUGCUCCAGUCCACCCUGCAGCUGGUACUUUGCGCUAAUAUAUCAGGCGUUGGAAAAAUUGGAAGUUUAAAAUCAGGAGGAUCCAUAUCCACACUCAAACAUAUAUGGACAGAAAGUAGCAAAGACUUGUCUAUAAGUCGACUCCUUUCACAGACUUUUCAUGGCAAAGAUAACCAAACCUCCUUGGAUAUGAGAUAUGACACUCCAGAACCGUACACAGAACAAGAGCUCUGGGAAUGGCUGAGGAACUCAACGGACCUGCAAGGACCUCGAUCCAGGUCCAAAAGAAGGCCCAUUGUGAAGACGGGCAAGUUCAAGAAAAUGUUUGGCUGGGGCGAUUUCCAUUCCAACAUCAAAACAGUGAAGCUUAAUUUGUUGAUAACAGGGAAAAUCGUAGAUCACGGCAACGGAACCUUCAGCGUUUACUUCCGACACAAUUCGACUGGUCAAGGGAAUGUAUCUGUCAGCUUGGUCCCACCAACCAAAAUAGUGGAAUUUGACCUGACUCAGCAAACAGUGAUAGACGCUAAAGAUUCCAAAUCCUUCAACUGUCGCAUCGAGUAUGAGAAGGUUGACAAGGCCACCAAGAACACUCUUUGCAACUAUGAUCCUUCAAAAACUUGCUAUCAGGAACAGACCCAAAGCCAUGUGUCCUGGUUAUGCUCCAAACCCUUCAAAGUGAUCUGUAUUUAUAUUUCAUUUUAUAGUACAGAUUAUAAACUAGUACAAAAGGUGUGUCCUGAUUAUAACUACCACAGUGACACGCCCUAUUUCCCUUCUGGUUGAUGAUAAUAUGUAUGCAAGACUUACCUCUAAGGAAUUAAUAAAAGUACCGGGCUGGAUCCUAAAACCAAGAAAGUCCCAUCAAUUGCCUGGAAUGUGUCUACUCUACAAAUGAUUUAACUCUAAAUAAAAUAAAAA